CAGAGAAGAGACCAUCAUCCAGGUUCCUUCUCCAUUAACCCUCUUUCCCCAAGAAUUGGUUGCAUGGGUCAGGUGAAGAGGGACAACAAAAUAGCACAACUUCCAACCUCACAACAACAUAGACUCAGCCUCACCACCACCAAAAGCAACACCACCUCCAUCUCUAUCUCCCCUAUUGUCAAGUAUUCUAAGCUCAAAAAGCUCUUCUCUGCCAAAAACUUAACCACCACCACAACUGCUCCUCCCUCCAGUUGUGGAAGGACGCAACGAGUGACCAAGGUUUUAAAUUGCGGUCGUGGUAGUGGUUGUGCUUCCAGCUGCGUUGUGGAAUUGCAGACAAAUACUAAUGGAUAUGGCCGCAAUUGCUGUCGUGAUGCCGGUGCGAGACUCCCACACUCUUCGCGUUCCGGACCGCAAUUUAAAUCCCUGCAGGUGACAACAGUAAGUGGUGCAGAUAUGUCCAGGAACAGAAACCAGAGGCGUGGUUGGAUUAGUAAUGAGAAUGUUAUUCCCAUAAGCAUUGAAAACAUGGAUCCUCCUCUCCCUGUGAUCAAGGGAGUGAGAAAGUCAGAUGAAGGAAAUAGUUUUUGGAAAAGGAGGUCAGGUGGGGUUGCAUUGAAAAGUUUAAAGCUUCCACAGAUUCACCAUCCAAGACAUCAUCUUCAGCUUACAAGUGUUUGA
Lotus japonicus is the source of this 681-nucleotide messenger RNA. RefSeq lists its product as uncharacterized. NCBI's taxonomy places the organism in Eukaryota, Viridiplantae, Streptophyta, Magnoliopsida, Fabales, Fabaceae. The transcript has a single exon. The record is from RefSeq and is a predicted model, not a curated record. The coding region runs from base 64 to 681 and encodes 205 amino acids.